Trypanosoma theileri is the source of this 1164-nucleotide messenger RNA. RefSeq names its product putative serine/threonine protein phosphatase 2B catalytic subunit A2. Gene Ontology annotation, cellular component: calcineurin complex; cytoplasm. The coding region runs from base 1 to 1164 and encodes 387 amino acids. Gene Ontology annotation, biological process: calcineurin-mediated signaling. The record is from RefSeq and is a predicted model, not a curated record. The transcript has a single exon. NCBI's taxonomy places the organism in Eukaryota, Euglenozoa, Kinetoplastea, Trypanosomatida, Trypanosomatidae. Gene Ontology annotation, molecular function: calmodulin binding; calmodulin-dependent protein phosphatase activity.
AUGUUAUCUAAUUCUGCAUCGCUUGAAGCAAAUAGAGGAAAAAAGGGAGUUCCUCCACCCCUUUGGGAUGUAGUAAAACGUGAUAUUUUGAUCGAUAGAAAAGGUAAGAUUAAUCUUAAAAUGAUGCUUCUUCAUUUUCUUCGCCAAGGAAGACUGGGAAAACAUGUUGCUUUAAGUAUUGUACAAAAUGCUUCAGGUUGUUUACGUGCAGAACCAAAUUUAUUAACUAUUGAUGAUACUUCCAUUACGGUUGUAGGAGAUAUUCGUGGACAAUUAUAUGAUUUGGCGAAGAUUCUUUCUAUUGGGGGAAUGUUUAGUAAUUCAAAAAAAUAUCUUUUUCUUGGAAAUUACGCUGAUCGAACUUAUUUUAGUUGUGAGUGUAUUUUAUUUUUACUUGCUGCUAAACUUAAUUUUCCAAAUUCCGUUUUUUUACUUCGUGGAAAUCAUGAAUCACGUUUUAUGACUCAUUUUUUUGAUUUUCAAGAAGAAUGUUUGCAAAAAUAUGAUAAUCAAGUCUAUCAGGCAAUUAUGGAAGCCUUUGAUUGUUUACCUCUUGCUGCUAUUGUAAAUAAACAAUUUUUUUGUGUACAUGCUGGUCUUUCACCAGAUGUUAGUAGUGUAAAUCAUAUUCAAUCUAUUCAUCGUUUUAGAGAACCUCCUUUACGAGGUGCGAUGUGUGAUUUAUUGUGGUCAGAUCCCUUUUGGGAUGUAGAAAAUCCAUCACCGAUUAGUGGGGGUACAAAAAGUAAUUAUUACACUCCUGGUAAUGGUCCAUAUGGAACAAAACCCGCUUUUCUACUUAAUGAAGAGAAAGGUUAUGGUUAUUUGUUCAAUUAUCUAUGUGUUAAGCACUUUCUUAUGGCUAACAAACUUCUUUGCAUCAUACGAAGUCAUGAAGUUCAAGACGAGGGUUAUAAACUUUAUCGUUUUAAUAAUGCUUCUAACUUUCCAUGUAUGGUAUCAGUUUUUUCAGCACCCAAUUAUUGUGAUUCCCUUGAUAAUAAGGGAGCAAUUUUUCAUCUUGAAGGAGAAAACAUGGGUAUUAAACAGUUUUUUUCUUCACCUCACCCCUAUGUCCUUCCAAAAUAUAUUAACGGAUUUCAAUGGUCAUUCCCUUUUUUGUUGGAUAAUCUUCAAAAUUUUAUCACUGUUGUAAUGAAUUAA